AUGGCCAGAACGUAUACAAUUGGAGACGACAGGAAGUGGUUGCUAAGUCUCCUGGGGUGGCAGAAUUUAAGGAAAGAUGGCCUGCCCUCUUCGAACCAUUCCAGGUACACUCCAAAACUCCUGGAGCUCUUCAGUGCAAAAGGAGGAGUGACUGGUCAGCACAUCAAGAACUUGUUGAUGGAACUGAUACAGGACCCAAGUGCCUCUGCAGUGAUGAAGAGAGAUGUGACUCUGAGAUGCCACGGAGACUACAUGGGAGAGAGUGGACAGGAGCUAAUCUCUGACUACUGUGGAAGUGCAGAGACCACUGUUCAUGAGGACCUGGAAAUGAAGAAUAUGAGCAUCUACAUCUGUCGUGAGCCAAAUGCAGUAGGAAUCAUCAUUGAGGGAGUACCAGUCCUUACUCAUCUUGGAAACCUGGCCAAAGUCUGCUGCCUACCUCUGGGGUUGACGUAUGCACUUAAUCUUGAGUAUCCAUCCAAACUUUCCAAAACAUUUGAGGUGUUUCAAAGACUUUUUGUGGGACUCGACACACUGCGCCCAAAACCAACCCCCAAAUUCAUGACUCUCAAGAAAGAACAAGCUUCUAGCUUAGGCAGUGAGCCAUGACUGUCAGCUUGCACUUUUGAACAGCUAUUUUCUUGUCUGUUCAAAAUCAUUAUACAUUGUUCAUUGAGUGGAAUUCUUCAGAAUGUUGUAACGGUUUGUCCUCUUCAGGUUUUAUACAAAGCUCCAGGUCAUCGUUUCUGGUGUGUAAAUUAAGUUGUUUUAUGUUUUAUACACACUAAAUUGCCCCACUGUGAAGCUCCAGCUGGUCAGAAGGAGGGAUCUGUGAGUUAAGUUCAAAUGUUUCAAAAUAUACACACUGAAAGACACUAUGGUGAAGGUGUUCUGCUUGUGAAUUGUUACAGAAGUACAGAUAAUCUUAAUGUUAAAUUGUUUUAGCAAGAAACUAUACUGUGAAUGUUCUAAGUACAACUUGAGAUGCUGAGGUCAUGCAUUCUUUUAUGCACUAAAUACUGAUGUUCUUGACUGUUAAUACUGUCCAGCUUAUUGACACGGUUUGGAUAUGGCUUGUGAAAACGUUUUAAUAAUAUGUAUACGGUUAAAAAAAGAAAACUACUGUGAAGGUGUUCUAUACAGCACUUUAAAAAGUUGAGGUCAUGCAUUCUAUGCACUAAAUAUGGAUGUUGACUGUUCAUACUGUCCAGCUCAUUGCCACUGUUUUUAUAUGGUAAUGAUUUAAUAAAGGUUGGAAUUUGA
Molecule: messenger RNA, 1263 nt
Organism: Nerophis lumbriciformis (worm pipefish)
Lineage: Eukaryota; Metazoa; Chordata; Actinopteri; Syngnathiformes; Syngnathidae
Source: RefSeq, a predicted model, not a curated record